GAAGAAGAGAUUAUUUGUGAAGAGACUUGAAGACGAACGCAAUGUGGAGAUUAAGUCUCCUGGUGGUGGCGCUGUGUCCGCGGGGCGCCUCGUCUCUGCUGGGGUGGGUGGAGUCUCCAGGAUACCCCCGAGGUUACCCCCCUCACACCAGCCUGAACUGGAGCAGGUGUGCACCCAAAGGACACGCCCUCUCCAUCCAGCUCACCCACCUGGACCUGGAGGACAGCCUGAACUGUGAGAACGACGCGGUGAAGGUGUAUUCAAAUGGAAACUUAAUCUCCGUCCUGUGUGGUACUGUGGGCUUUGAGGAGCUGCAGAGGUCAGUGAAUCCAUCGCUCUCGUCUGCUCCUGGAGGAUGUCUCAACGUCUCCUUCUACUCGGACUUCUCCAACAACCAGCGACACUCCGGCUUCAGAGGCUUCUACACCAUACAAGAUUAUGACGAGUGCGAGGACCCGGACAAUAGAUGCUCUCAGUUCUGUCAUAACUUCAUCGGAGGAUAUUACUGCUCCUGUCGCCAUGGUUACAACUUAGACGGAGACAACCACACUUGCGCAGUGAGCUGCAGUGAGGAUCUGUCCGGUCAGACUCAAGGCCGUGUGUCCAGCCCCUCGUGGCCUGGUCUUUACCCCGAGAACAGUCACUGCGUGUCCACUCUGUCUGUGGAGCCUCACCUCCAGCUUCAGCUCAGCUUCCACCAGCCCUUUGACCUGGAGCAGGACGCAGAGGGAGCGUGUCUGGACAGUCUGCGAAUUGAGACUCACUACGGCACCCUGGGGCCCUUCUGUGGGAGGUCGGCCCCGCCCUCCCCCCUCCAGACCUACUCACACCAGCUCAAAAUCCACUUUGAGACCGACGGCUACGGCACCAACCAAGGCUUCUCUCUCAGCUUCACCACUGCAGAUAAGGUUUGUGUCUCUGGGAUCAGUCCACACUCCAGCGUGAAGCCGCACACGGCAGAGUACAGCACGGGACAGACGGUGACUGUGACCUGUGACCUGGGACACUUUGUCAACGUGCUGCAGACCGAUCGCAAAAGCAGAAGAAUAGCAAACGAAUACGAGACGACGUGUCAGAGCUCAGGAAACUGGAGUCCUCACUACACCUGCCAACCUGUGAACUGUGGCCAGCCUCAAAUCCCCAGGGGCGACAUCCUCGUUGUGGUGGGAUCAGACAGGCCCCAGACUCUGUAUCAAAGCCAAGUCAAGUUUAACUGCAGUUCACCGUUCUACGAGCUCCAAGGAGACGACACUUACACUUGUGGCCCCGAUGGGAAAUGGAUUUCAUCUGAUGGCAACACACAGCUGCCAAAAUGCACUGAAGUGUGCGGCAGACCCCAAUCCUCUCCUCGAAGCACAGCCAGGAUUCUCGGGGGUGAGUCGGCAAAGCUGGGACACAUACCCUGGUACCUGCUGAUCAAGGAGCCCAGAAGAGGAGGAGCGUCUCUGAUCAGUGACCGCUGGGCUGUGACCGCCGCACAUGUGGUGGACGGGUUUGAAGAAGCCAACCUGCUCUGGUACGGCGGCAUGGUGGAUGGCAAAAGUCCAGUUUUUGUGGAGUUGAGAAGUCAGAAAGUCAUCCUUCAUCCCGGCUACGUAAAAGGGAUCGCUUCAAACUCUCGUACCAACUUCGACAACGAUAUCGCACUGAUCCGAUUCACGUCCAGGGUUGAACUUGGGGCUCACAUAAGUCCAAUCUGUUUGCCAGAAAAGAACACGACACUUAUGGAGAAUGACGUGGGGACAAUUGCAGGAUUUGGUGUGAGGGAAGCUAGCGGUAGAGGGCUCGUUGCUCAGAAGUUGAAACAUGCACCGAUUCUAGUGAUUUCAGAGGCAACGUGUCGAAAUACGCCCAACAACGGAGCGAUACGUUACACCGAUAACAUGUUUUGUGCUGGGGCGGACGGCAGAGACAGCUGUGAAAAAGAUAGCGGGGGUCCAUUUUUCGUGCCAAAACUAGGGGCGAAUGAGAGACCGCAUCGACUCUUGGGGAUCGUGUCGUGGGGACCGGCUUGUCACAUGACGGAGUUCAGGGGUUACUACACCAAAGUGAAGAACUACGUGCCGUGGAUUCUAGAAACGAUAGAGGCGACCGAGAAGAGCCUGAAAGAGGCGGAUGAAGAAUAACACAUCGACUUUACUUUUACUACGCAAAUCAUAACGUUUAAUCACUAAAAUUGUAAUUGUAAUUCAUCGAUUCAGUAUUAAAUUGUAACGGAUCAGCCUAUUUUAAAGCGUUUGUGUGCAUGUUUUGAAAUAAAUUACAUUUUCUUGGC
Molecule: messenger RNA, 2275 nt
Organism: Periophthalmus magnuspinnatus
Lineage: Eukaryota; Metazoa; Chordata; Actinopteri; Gobiiformes; Gobiidae
Product: complement C1s subcomponent-like
Exons: 11
Coding region: 42-2126 (694 amino acids)
Biological process (GO): complement activation; proteolysis
Cellular component (GO): extracellular region
Molecular function (GO): calcium ion binding; serine-type endopeptidase activity
Source: RefSeq, a predicted model, not a curated record